AUGGCGCAACUCGAUACGCUCGACCUGGUGGUCCUGGUGGCCCUCUUAGUGGGUAGCGUCGCAUACUUCACCAAGGGCACCUACUGGGCCGUCCCCAAAGAUCCCUAUGCCUCGUCCGGGGCCGCGCUGAAUGGCGCCGCGAAGAGCGGCAAGACGCGCGACAUUAUUGAGAAGAUGGACGAGACUGGCAAGAACUGUGUGAUUUUCUAUGGCUCCCAGACCGGUACCGCCGAGGACUACGCCUCGCGGCUGGCCAAAGAGGGCUCGCAGCGUUUCGGCCUGAAGACCAUGGUGGCCGACAUUGAGGAUUACGACUACGACACCCUGGACAAGUUCCCCGACGACAAGAUUGCCUUUUUCGUUUUAGCAACCUAUGGCGAGGGUGAGCCGACCGACAACGCAGUGGACUUCUACCAAUUCUUCACCGGUGACGACGUGGCCUUUGAGAGCGGCGCCGCCGCCGACGACCAGCCUCUGGCGUCUCUGAAGUACGUGGCUUUCGGUCUGGGCAACAACACCUACGAACACUACAACUCCAUGGUCCGCCAAAUCGAUGCCGCGCUGAUUAAGCUGGGUGCGAAGCGCAUUGGUACUGCGGGUGAAGGUGACGACGGCGCUGGCACCAUGGAAGAGGAUUUCCUCGCCUGGAAGGAGCCCAUGUGGGCGGCUCUCUCGGACGCUAUGGGUCUGCAGGAGCGUGAGGCUUCCUAUGAACCGGUGUUUUCUGUUACGGAGGACGAGGAGAAAUCCGCUGAGGACGAGUCUGUCUACCUGGGUGAGCCGACGGCGGCCCACCGCGAGGGUCAGGCCAAGGGUCCGUACUCGGCGCACAACCCAUUCAUUGCCCCGAUUGUUGAAUCCCGCGAGCUGUUCACCGUCAAGGACCGUAACUGUCUGCACAUGGAAAUUAGCGUUGCCGGUAGCAACCUCAGUUACCAAACCGGUGACCACAUUGCUAUCUGGCCUACCAACGCGGGCUCCGAAGUCGACCGGUUUCUCCAGGUGUUUGGACUCGACGACAAGCGUGACUCGGUGAUUGGUAUCAAGGGCAUUGAUGUCACGGCCAAAGUUCCCAUUCCGACUCCGACUACCUACGAUGCUGCUGUUCGCUACUACAUGGAAGUGUGCGCCCCAGUCUCCCGCCAGUUCAUCUCCACCCUGGCCGCUUUCGCUCCGGACGACGUCAGCAAGGCCGAGAUUGUUCGCCUGGGUAACGACAAGGAUUACUUCCACGAGAAGAUCACCGACAAGUGCUUCAACAUCGCCCAGGCGCUUGAAAGCAUCACCUCCAAGCCGUUCACUGCCGUUCCUUUCUCGCUGCUCAUCGAAGGUCUCAACAAAAUCCAGCCCCGGUACUACUCCAUUUCGUCAUCAUCUCUGGUGCAGAAGGACAAGAUCAGCAUCACCGCAGUCGUCGAAUCUGUUCGCCUGCCGGGUGCCUCGCAUGUCGUCAAGGGUGUGACCACCAACUACCUUAUGGCCUUGAAGCAGAAGCAGAACGGCGAUCCGUCCCCCGACCCGCAUGGUCUGACUUACUCGAUCAACGGUCCCCGCAACAAGUACGAUGGUAUCCACGUUCCGGUUCAUGUGCGCCACUCCAACUUCAAGUUGCCGUCUGAUCCGUCCAAGCCGAUCAUCAUGGUUGGCCCCGGUACCGGUGUGGCACCGUUCCGUGGUUUCAUCCAGGAACGGGCCGCUCUGGCCGCCAAGGGCGAGAAGGUCGGCACCACGCUUUUGUUCUUCGGAUGUCGCAAGAGCAGCGAAGAUUUCCUGUACCAGGAUGAGUGGAAGACCUACCAGGACCAGUUGGGUGACUCCCUGAAAAUCAUCACUGCUUUCUCCCGAGAAGGCGCCGAGAAGGUGUACGUCCAGCACCGCCUGCGUGAGAACGCCGAGCUCGUCAGCGACCUUCUCAAGCAAAAGGCCAACUUCUACGUCUGCGGUGAUGCCGCCAACAUGGCCCGCGAGGUCAACCUGGUGCUCGGCCACAUCAUCGCGCAGCAACGAGGCAUGCCGCCCGAGAAGGGUGAGGAAAUGGUCAAGCACAUGCGCAGUAGCGGCAGCUACCAGGAGGAUGUGUGGUCAUGA
Penicillium alfredii is the source of this 2088-nucleotide messenger RNA. RefSeq names its product NADPH--hemoprotein reductase cprA (gene cprA). Gene Ontology annotation, molecular function: FMN binding; NADPH-hemoprotein reductase activity; flavin adenine dinucleotide binding. Gene Ontology annotation, cellular component: cytosol. Bases 1 to 2088 code for a protein of 695 amino acids. The record is from RefSeq and is a predicted model, not a curated record. The transcript has 2 exons. Lineage: Eukaryota; Fungi; Ascomycota; Eurotiomycetes; Eurotiales; Aspergillaceae.